AUGUGGGCCACCCUGUACCUGCCUUGGUGGGGAGGGCAAAACCACAGGAAGGCACAACACAAAUAUGUUUAUCGCUUACAGGACCUAUAUAAACCUCGACAGCCCUACACCGCGCAUAGCUUUCUGUCUCCUGAGCAGGGCACCGAGGACAGAAUGAUGGACGUGGAAUAUUCCAGCACCGCUUACUACGAUUACUACGACCAGAACAACGAGACGGACCACGACUGCCCGCCCCAAGACUCGGCUCAUGCCCGUUGGGUCCUACCCAUGCUUUACUUGGUCUUCUUUGUGCUUGGAUUUAUUGGCAACGUAAUGGUGAUUGCGGUGCUGUCCAGACGGAACGCCCGAAGGGCCGAUACCUUCAUCCUCAACUUGGCGGUCUCCGACCUCCUCUUUGUCCUGACGUUGCCACUGUGGGCAACCUCUCUAGCGCUGAGUGGCUUUUGGCCAUUUGGGGUCCACAUUUGCCGUGCCAGUGGUUUCCUCAUUGCAGUCACUCGAUGCGCCAGCUCCAUGCUUAUGGCCAUCAUGAGCGUUGACCGCUACCUCGCAGUGAAGAAGGGGCAGAAGGUCCACCUGCUUCGUAGUCCUACCUGCUCCUUUGGGACCUGCUGCACGGUCUGGGCUUUCUCCUUCGUCAGUGGCAUCCCGGCUAUUUUCUCCCGAAGAAUCGAUAACAGAAACCUCACUUGUAUGGAGUCUUCGGCAUCGCCGAUCAGCACCGCUCUGAAAGCGGCCAACAUUAUGGUCACGUUUGCCCUGCCCUUUUCCGUGGUCGUCUUCUGCUACUGCUCCAUGGCCAAGCAUUUGUGGAAAUAUUUUGGAGACCAGAAAAAUGUUUUCAGCGGGACAACGAAGCGCCGGUAUGGGCACAGCUGGCUGCGCAUUGUGUCGUGUGUGGUGGCCGCUUACUGCCUCUCAUGGUUUCCUUUUAACACUCUCAGUAUAGUAACUGUGGUGGCCCAGCUGGGCCCGGCUCUUCCGUGCCACACGUUGGAUGCCAUUCGCCAAGCUAUAAGCGCGGCGGCCGCAUUGGCAUUUGCCAACAGUUGCACCAACCCCCUAAUCUAUGCCCUCCUGGACGCGGGAUUCCGACGCCGAGCCAAGCAAGCCAUACCGUGGCUACUGUGCGUCUGCUGUCCGCUGAAGCUGCUGUCCUUCAGAGGUUGGAGCUUCUCCGGCUCUCCUGGAAGCACAGAAAGCACCAGCACCUACACAGACAGCGCAGUAAGGCAACCGGUAAAAUGA
Molecule: messenger RNA, 1248 nt
Organism: Spea bombifrons (plains spadefoot toad)
Lineage: Eukaryota; Metazoa; Chordata; Amphibia; Anura; Pelobatidae
Product: probable G-protein coupled receptor 25
Exons: 1
Coding region: 1-1248 (415 amino acids)
Biological process (GO): immune response; G protein-coupled receptor signaling pathway
Cellular component (GO): membrane
Molecular function (GO): G protein-coupled receptor activity
Source: RefSeq, a predicted model, not a curated record